AAACGCAAGGCGAUCAGAUUCUAAAUUGUUUUGCGAUUUUGUUCUGUGAAGCAAAAAGAAUUUGCGUUUCAGCGUUAUAAAUAUUUUGCAUUUGUUUUGUUUACAUCGCGAACAUAGGCACCCACCACUCGGCUGCUGAUGUUCCAGAUAAUAAAAACAAGUCGAUCUAAGAUGCAGGAGUUGCAGUAUUUGGAACUUGCUUCGAAGGGAUCAUCGCCACCGCCGACGUUGUUGCUGAAAACAACCUACCCUGGCAACGGAACAAAGCGUCAGUUUGUUAAAGUGAACGAGGAAAUGUUUGUCAGUGAAAUCAAGAAACGACCGAUUCUGUACAACACGACCAUGAAGGAUCACAAACGAUUCAGCACUCGCCAUGAAGCUUGGGCCGAGGUUGCCGUGGCGAUGAAUCUUUCCGAGCAGGAGUGCAAGAAACGCUGGCGAAGUCUGCGCGAUGCUUUCAUGAAGGUGGUACGGAACAAGAACGAGGAAGAACAGAAAACCUGGAUUCACUACCGGUUGCUGGAAUUUUUGCUGCCAUUCAUCGGGAAAAAGGGUAAAAGAUCGAGAGAAAUAGAAUGCAUGGAAGGAUUUGAUAAUGACGAUGAUGAUGCAGAAUACGUAGAGUUCGAAGAAGGUGUGGAACUUUUCAAGUCAAGUCGAGAGCCUAUAACUGUGUCGUACGUAACAGAGGAUGGAGAGGAGGUAUUCCAAAUGCUUCAAGACCCAGAUAAUAUUCCUGAAGGUGCUGUUAUAGGAAUUGAAGAAACUGAAGAUGAAGAUGAAAUCGAGGAAGAGGAGAGAAUGUUUCAUGAUAAUCGACUGGUUGAGGAAGAGUUGCAACCAAACCGAGAAGAUUGGUUGUCACCACGACAUCAAAUUAACGGCAAUAGCAAUGGCAAUCGAGAAGAAAAUUCCGAAAACUUUCUCUACGAAGAACGAUUAGAUUCUACGAUGUUGGACAUUCAGCAAUCUUACGAAAUGCCGGCACAGCAUUCAUAUGCGCAGAACUCUGUCAAAUUAGAAGCUCUCUCUGAAGGUGAUUCUGAGAUUCACGUCGAAGAAAUCGAAAUGGAAUCGGUUAUAUCCGAACAUCCCGAUGAGGGUUCUGUUAUUUCAGAACAUAAGCAACCGGAAUCGAUACAUCAAAACUUUGAAAAACAAGUAUCAUCAGAACAAUCUCCAGAAUGCCAUGAAUCUAGUUCUUGUGUCGCUCCCGAAAGUAUUACCGUUUCUUCACCCGAGCCAGUUGCAUCAGAACAAACAACGCAGGAGCUACCAUCGGCUUCGCCUGUUCAACUGCAGUCAUCUGUGCGAGAAGAUAUGCACGUCCAUAUCGGGAACCGAACACCAGAACAGACUAGCAAAGCCGGAUGUGGCGACUCGGAUGAACGAUUUCUUCUGUCAUGUGCACCGAUUCUGCGACGAUUACCAAACAAAAAGAAUCAACUGGCUCGAUUAAGAAUACAGCAGUUACUGUUUGAAUUAGAGUAUGACGAAAAAUAUAGCAGUUAAUUAAUGGUUUUACAGUU
Molecule: messenger RNA, 1529 nt
Organism: Malaya genurostris
Lineage: Eukaryota; Metazoa; Arthropoda; Insecta; Diptera; Culicidae
Exons: 3
Coding region: 139-1512 (457 amino acids)
Biological process (GO): regulation of transcription by RNA polymerase II
Cellular component (GO): nucleus; transcription regulator complex
Molecular function (GO): DNA binding
Source: RefSeq, a predicted model, not a curated record